Messenger RNA from Cercospora beticola, 4192 nucleotides. RefSeq lists its product as uncharacterized. Gene Ontology annotation, molecular function: helicase activity. The record is from RefSeq and is a predicted model, not a curated record. Lineage: Eukaryota; Fungi; Ascomycota; Dothideomycetes; Mycosphaerellales; Mycosphaerellaceae.
UUCACUUCGUGUGCAUACUGUCGGACACUACGCAUCGCAUGCAUUGAUAUGUGAGAUGAGAUGGAGUCUUCACUUUCCGGCAAUGGCUUUAGUGCAAUGUGAAGAGUUGGCACACCCCUUCGGUCAACGGUACUGAAGGCAGUUCUUGUGCAGCUCGUUGCAGAUCCUGGGUGGUAGUUCGAGAGCAGGCGCGCGAAACUCCAGCGGGCCGGUCAAGAUGAAAAGAAGCUUGAAGACGACGUUCAGUCUGGCAUCUGGUUGAAGCGGCGCAUAGCUAUAGGUUCCAGUGUCGGCAUGCCGUUGCCGCAAGCCGUAACACAAGAGCAAAGAGGAAGCAUUUCAUGGCAGAGUUGCUAAGAACCGCAGACAGGAUGCAAAGAAGUCAAGUAAGAGGUGUUGACGAUGACUACUUCACAGAUACAUGUGCAGGCGCCGUUCCGUGCACUGGAAAUCACGAUGUGCCGCCGAACGUCGCUUCUGCUGGAAAUCAGCUCAAUCCAUACCAGAGGCAGGCUUCACCCCCGAGACGCACCAACUUGAGGCAAUGUCCUCGCGAUCCGCCUCACAUAUGCAUCAGCAUUAUCAUCACUCGGCGCGCGCUCGUCUGAUUCUGCGCUUCGCAACAUUCGCGCCGCUGCUUAACUUUGACCGCUGCAUUAGCGUCAAGGGACAAUAGAAGCGCUGCAGCACAAUGGAAGCUCGUGCCACGCCGGCGUGACACACACACAGCUGCCUGGAAUAUCGCUUCUCGUCCGAUCUCUUCCUCUUCAACCUUUACCAAACUUCUUCCACCUCGUUUUUGCAUACCGCACGCAUACCGCACGCAUACAACAUGGCAGACCCCCUUCGCAGCAGCUUGUUGCACCACGACUCCCUCACUGACGCAGUCACCGGCGAGAGUGUCACACCAGAAACCCAACUCACUGCACUGCACUCGCCGUCACCCGGCUCCCUUCUGUUCAACCUGACGCAGACCGCGGGCCCAAGCAAGCCGUGCUCGUUGGUCUUCAACAAUGAGCUGUUUCCGUCUGACGGUCACUCUCACGAGCCAGCAAAUUCCGCCUUCCACGCGGACGUCACCUUCAGCGACUUGCUCACCAUUCCGCACUUGCGUGUCGAGGUCAAGUGGCCGGCCCUUGACUUGAAAGUCGCUGUCAAGAUUCGCAUCACCGAAAACAACGUGCGAGUGGCCUCAAACGUCACGCGCGGCGAUCUCACCGCAGACGAGCUGGCCUGCACUUCCUCGGGAUCGUCACGGCUCAGUCGAGAGGGCUUCAACAACGCCAUCGCGAAAACCAACCAGCUCUGCGUCAAGAGCCAGCGCUUGCUAUGGCAUCUUCGAGCGCUUUUCGACACUGAUGGCCCAAAGGCAGUCAGAAUACGCUUCUUCGACACAUUGGCUGAUGACAAGAGCUCCUGUAUCCCUCAACUUCUGCCAUUCAUUGUUGGCCCUCACAAGCUCAAAUCGCUCGCUCUACCAGAUCACAGUCAGCUGGUACCUUUGUCGGUCACUCGAACACCUCACGAGCUCUUAAGCUCUCCAGCUCCGUUUCCAUUCACAACAUUGAGCAGCGGCACAACCUACAUCAGCAUCAACGAUGCCCAAGCUCAACUCUUCGAGAGUGCCCGCAUUGCACAUGUCGAGCAAGAUCUCGGACUCCAGCAGUGGUCCAAAGUCCAGCAUGAAGCGGUUCCAUAUCAGCUUGGUGAAUUCGUCAUCCUGGCCGUCAAUUUCAAGCCUUUUACACCACUCCGAGGUUCGGACGGUUCUAGCGUGGCCUUCCGCCUCCCAGAGCGCAUGACCACCAAGAUUUGGUCGCAACAAGCUGGCAUCGAGUUCGCUUGCUCAGCCUUCCUCUGUCCGUCGAUAGCCAUGCUCGAAGGCUACGACGCUCUCUUCAUCGUCGCCUCGCGCGUACCAUUCGCACUUCGGACAGCUUGCCACGAUAUCAGCGACCUCAACUUACGCACCUCCAUCAUGGUGACCUUCGAGCCCCGCAUCUCGCAGUUCAGCAUCUCCAGCCAACUAGCCACUGCCACGGCUUUACGCGCACCUGAUGUGGCUCGCUGGUUGCCGAUCAUUCUCAAUCAAUCUCCUCAUCUGCCUUAUGUUGACCUUGCACUCAAGCGGGCGCCAGACUUCAAGGGCAGCGUUGAUCGCCGCCAGGUUGACAGAGUGUAUGAGAUGAUGCUGAACUGGCGCAAGUGGAAUCCCGAGCAAUUGGCUGCACUGAGAAGCGUACGCAGCGCAGUUGGUGGCAUCAUCUUGAUUAGCGGCCCUGCAGGAACUGGCAAGACUUUGGUGCAGCAAAUUCUGUGUGCCUUCUUCUAUCUCAUUGGAUUACACGUGCUGGUACUUGCACCAGCCAACAGCAAUGUCGCCGACUUUGUCAGCAAGCUCCACAAGAACUUCCCAAGCGGUGAUGUUGAGGCUUUGCGAGUAUUUCCCCGCUCCGCCGAAACCGAUCUCAAGGAUGCUGUCGGCAAAGAUGCGACAACUGGGCCCAGCACUUCGUUGAACCCAGGACUACCGCCCACGCACCUGUUCGAAUUCGAGUUGGUGCGAUCCGAAGUCAACGCCGCAGGGGAGAAGUACUCAAAAGGUCGUGAGUCUGGCCUCCAGCACAAGGUGCUCAAGACCGCUCGCAAUGGCUCUCUUGACGGCACACUUCUACAACCGAUCAUGGAUGCGAAAGGCAAGGCGAUCAGUGACGGCAAGGUCGACAUGUGGAAAGAGUUACGCAGAUGCAUCGAAAUGUGCGAGCGCGGCGAUUUCGACUGGCAAGACGACAAACUCGUCAACAUUUACGAGCAAUCUUACAGCGCUUGCAAGUGUCAGUUCAUUGCACGCAGCAGGCUCAUCGUCACCACCACUGGCAACGUCCACAACCCCGACAUCCAAGAGAACUGGGCACAAGACAUGCAUGGCGUCAAGUGCAAGGGCGUGGUGGUCAUUCUGGACGAGGCCUGCAAAGACAACGAGAUUGACACGCUUGGGCCGCUCAUGUGUCCCGGCUUUCGCUCCAAGGUCACUGGCAUGAUUAUGGUCGGCGACGAUCGGCAGCUUGAGCCGACAGAUACCUCAGCCAAAGGCCGCGUCCAAUUCAGCCUCUUCCCGGGCCGCAGCUCGAUGCCGCUUGCGACUCGUCUGAAGAGUGAGGGCCAUCCGUGCGUUGAGCUGCUUGAGCAGCAUCGAAUGAGCGUCCGCAUUGCCGACUGGCCAUUCACCAACUUCUACCCACCUGGCAUGCGUAGCUCACCCAACACGUACCGAACCUUACGCGAAAAGCUACCAGGACUGCGAGUGUGCCUUGCCAAAACGCUGGGCAAGGAUCUCGGACAUCUCUCACAGCUGUACUCAGCAGUCGACGAGGACGACUUUCUUCGUUCGCACUACGUUCAGGUAAUGGGCCGGCGAGUGAAGCGCAACCUCUCCACCGUUGUCCGCGAGCACAUACUGGCAUUCUUCAACCACAUCUUCUGGGACCUACAUGCUUACUUUGGUACCGAAUUGCAUGACAACGUGACUGUCAUUGUCGCCUACAAGGAAGCGCGGUUUUGUUGGCAACAAGCUUUGAAGCAUUUGAUGCGCAUCCACAAGCUGACGACAAGAGAGUUACCGAAUGUCAUGACGAUUGACUCCAGUCAAGGCACUGAAGCAACCAUCACCAUCGUCGACUGCUCUGUUCAGCAGUAUCGGAAGGACAGCGACAUUGGAUUCAUUGACGACGAUCGCCGUAUCAACGUUGCAAUGACCCGCGCGCAAGAAGUCCGUUGGUUUCUCGGUGGUAGCUGCAGUGCUGAUGAGCGUUACGCUCGACGAACCAAGCUUCCGGCUUACGUUCGAUACCGCAACCACACUGAGACGACGAACAGUCUCUCGAACUUCGGUGGCGAAGUUCUACCUGCUGAUGGCGCGGGCUGGCUGGAGAAGCUUGAGAAGAGAGACGUCUUGCUCCAGAAGACCUUUGUGGAUGACAUGCGUCGUCUUGGCAGGUGAAGAGGCACGGCGGAUCCCAGAAGAAGAGGUUUUAACGUCACCUUGUUGGCAGUAUUGAGAUUGCACACCUCCUUGCUUGUUUAGCAAUUCGGACUGCGGCAUCAGAUGCGUACAUAGAGUGAGCUUUGGAGACGUGAUAUGAGCGUCAUGUUCAGGACUAAAGGAAUGCACAACUGUAACUACUGUUCCCAC